Messenger RNA from Exophiala xenobiotica, 1225 nucleotides. RefSeq lists its product as uncharacterized. Gene Ontology annotation, biological process: maturation of SSU-rRNA from tricistronic rRNA transcript (SSU-rRNA, 5.8S rRNA, LSU-rRNA). The transcript has a single exon. The coding region runs from base 53 to 1225 and encodes 390 amino acids. The record is from RefSeq and is a predicted model, not a curated record. Gene Ontology annotation, cellular component: small-subunit processome; Pwp2p-containing subcomplex of 90S preribosome. Gene Ontology annotation, molecular function: protein binding; snoRNA binding. NCBI's taxonomy places the organism in Eukaryota, Fungi, Ascomycota, Eurotiomycetes, Chaetothyriales, Herpotrichiellaceae.
AUCAGCGCAGCGUUGAGUCCUGCAACAUAGACGAGAAAUCACAACUGGUAGAAUGGCAGCCGCUAGCGACAAGGCUCGCUUCUUUCUUGAGCAGUCAAUACCGGAGCUCAAAGAGUACGAACGCAAGAACAUCUUCAGCGCCGAGGAAAUCAGCAGCAUCGCCCGCAAACGAUCCGACUUUGAACACAAAAUUAAUGCAAGAGGUUCAACACCCUCAGACUACGCCCGAUAUGCCGAGUUCGAAAUCAAUGUCGAUGCCUUGAGGCGGAAGAGAGUCAAGAGACUAGGCAUAAAGUCAACCGCGCACAGCGGGAAGAGGCGCAUUUUCUUCGUCUUCGACCGGGGCACGAGAAAGCAUCCUGGAGACGUGGACUUGUGGCUGCAGGCAAUCGAUUUUGCCAGGAAACAAAAGGCCUACAAGAAGCUGCAAGAGUUAUUCGCCAACGUUCUUCGCCUACAUCCUCGAAAAUCGGAUCUAUGGAUAUAUGCAGCGCAGUUUGCAAUUGACGAGAAUGGGGACAUGACUGAGGCCAGGAGUUAUAUGCAGAGAGGACUGCGCUUUUGCAAAAGCUCACGAGCUAUGUGGCUGGAGUACGGAAGGCUAGAGAUGUCACACAUUGCCAAAAUCCAAGCCCGCCGAGAAGUCCUAGGCAUUGCGGACAGUCAGAGAGGUCAGACCACGAAUGUCGCGGAGGACGAGAAUGUCAUGCGCCUGCCCAGAUUGACAGCAAUGGAUGUCAACCCUGAAGGUGAAGGAGAGGAAAACGACAACGCAGCCUUACAAAAUCUGGAAUCGACGCCUGCCUUGAGCGGUGAUAUCCCGAUUGCGAUAUUUGACGCCGCCAUGGCUCAUUUCAGGGAUCCUUCCUUCGGCCUGGACUUCUUCCAUAUGGUACUCGAGUACGAUGAUCUUUCGGCUUGUCGGAGGAUUGCAACUCAUGUCGAAACCGAACUGAUGAAGGACACCCCGCAGAAUUGGCACAGUCAAGUGUGUCAUAUUCUGCUGCCAAUUGUAUCAGUGCAAACUGAUGCGCCAGAAUUUCCUGCUGCUUUCAGACAGUUCCUAUUACGUCUCAAAGAGGCCAGAACAGGGACGAGCAGUGCAGAACUUGUCACUUGGGUAAAAGAUUGGUUACAGAAACUUAUGGAGACUCCGAACCUUGACGAAGGAAUCAAGACUGUGGGAUAUUCGGUACUGAGUUCCAUGGAAGGUUCUGGGGAGUAG